Messenger RNA from Eleginops maclovinus (Patagonian blennie), 934 nucleotides. RefSeq names its product phosphohistidine phosphatase 1 (gene phpt1). The transcript has 3 exons. Gene Ontology annotation, cellular component: cytosol. Lineage: Eukaryota; Metazoa; Chordata; Actinopteri; Perciformes; Eleginopidae. Bases 213 to 599 code for a protein of 128 amino acids. Gene Ontology annotation, biological process: peptidyl-histidine dephosphorylation. The record is from RefSeq and is a predicted model, not a curated record. Gene Ontology annotation, molecular function: protein histidine phosphatase activity.
UCACCGGAAGUUUUCAUGUGCGGAACAAGCGUGACUGGAGUAACCGCGUUCAGGGUGUAUUGAGUUAAAGUUUAAACAUUUAAAACAAGAACAUAGAAACGUACUUCAAAGCUGUUCAGCUCCGUGCAUAUAUAGACACGGAGUUUGUUAAGAACAUACCAGCGUUGUGUCUGUUUGCUAGUGUGCUAGUGAGCUCGCUGAGGAGUCUUGAGAUGUGCACUCAGACCAGAGCUGCAGCCCUGAUGGCUAACGUCCCGCGGGCAGACAUCGACCCCUCCGGCGUGUUUAAGUACGUACUGAUAAGAGUGCACAGCAGAGAGGAGGGUGACGACUCGGAGAUAGAUAUAGUCCGAGGAUACGGCUGGGCUGAGUUCCAUGCUGAUAUCUAUGAUAAGGUUUCUGAGGAACUGGAGAAAGGCGGCCACCUGGACUGUGAGUGUAUCGGAGGAGGGAGGAUCAAACAUGAUCCACAGGACAAAAAGAUCCACGUCUAUGGAUACUCGAUAGGAUUUGGAAGAGCAAACCAUGCAGUAACCACUGAGAUACUGAAGGCUCAGUAUUCGGACUACGAGGUGACCUGGGACAACGAAGGAUACUGAACUGAACUGAACUGAACUGAACUGAAAUUAACUCCGAUCGGCCUCUGUUGGGCGCCCUUUCUCCUGGACAGUAUGGCACUUAUCUGUAACCCCUCCGAUAAGGAGCUUUUUGAUAACCCAAGACUAAAACUGACGUACAGCUACAAGUCCUAGGCCGGUUUUGAACUCAUCUUAAGUAACAAUAUGUCUUUUAAAAAACUAAUCCAUUUCACAUUUCGACUCAAUUUUGGAUGUAAAACAAAGACAUGAUUGUUAUUGUAAUCAGUACCGUGGAAUAUCAUCUGGAAUCAUGAAAUAAAUAACCCUCAUUGACUUGUUUUAGAGUCACAUUGGAA